Molecule: messenger RNA, 831 nt
Organism: Penicillium bovifimosum
Lineage: Eukaryota; Fungi; Ascomycota; Eurotiomycetes; Eurotiales; Aspergillaceae
Product: post-initiation translation factor DPC29
Exons: 2
Coding region: 1-831 (276 amino acids)
Cellular component (GO): mitochondrion
Source: RefSeq, a predicted model, not a curated record
AUGGCUCUCAGUCUUAGCAGGCUGCUGCGGCAGACCCGCUGGGCUGAUUCUGUUACCCAUGGGGGUCGCCACUUCAGCGCUGCUUCAGCCGCCUUCUCCGGUCACAAUAAAUGGUCGACGAUUAAGCAUGACAAGGCCAAAAACGACAAGGCUAAGAGCAGGGAACGCCAAAUGGUUAGCAAGGAAAUUGCCAGUGCUACACAGAUGUGGGGAGCCGACGUAAAGUACAAUCCCCGUCUUGCCCUCGCGCUGUCGAAUGCGAAACGAGCGUCCAUCCCGAAAACAAUUAUCGAGGCAGCAAUUGCACGAGGACAAGGGCUCAGUGUCUCAGGCCAGGCAUUGGAAUCUGUGACGAUCGAGGCCAUGCUUCCUGGCUCGGUGGCCGCAGUUGUGGAGUGUCAAACCGACCAGAAGGCGCGCGUGCUGCAGGACAUCCGCUACAUAAUCAAAGAUAAUGGAGGGAUUGUCACACCGACGACAUUUCUCUUCGAAAGGAAAGGGAGGGUCGUCAUGGAGGGGAAAGGUGAUACCACUGCAGACGACUACUUGGACCAGGCAAUUGAAGCGGGAGCGGCGGACAUCACGACUGAUGAUAAAGGUCGCCUCGUGAUCUUGACCGACCCAUCCGAGACGAAGACUGUUGGUGAGACAUUUGCGAAACUGUCGGGUCUCAGUAUUGAGGAGCUGGAGAUCUUCUGGGAUCCCAACCGGGAUAGCAUGGUGGAGGUGAAGGACGAAGAACAGACAAAAGACCUUGAAGAUCUCCUAAGUGCUUUGCGAGAAGAUCCAAGUGUACAGGAUAUUUAUCUGAACUCAACGGAGAAGUUCUGA